This is a messenger RNA of Ectocarpus siliculosus, 2190 nucleotides long. NCBI's taxonomy places the organism in Eukaryota, Phaeophyceae, Ectocarpales, Ectocarpaceae. The record is from the annotation of a GenBank genome assembly.
AUGAGCUUCUUUGGGAGAGUACGCUUGAGCCGCGCCGUGGCUCAAGGAAGCACUGUCGGGGCGUUGAGGCGAACAAGUGGGUCGCCCUUGUGGGCCAGGUCUCGUCAAGGCGCCGGCUGCGCGAGAUAUCCCGCUGCCGCUGGCCCUACCCCCUGGCUUGCACCAGGAAGGGCGAUCGCUGCCAGCGCGGUGGUACCUUCUGCCCCGCUGGUGACAAUGGUACCGUGGGUACCGGCGCCACUCCAACCCCUGAUGGACAUGCUCCAUCCCAUCAUGAUCAAGGACCGACGCCCACUCGAGUUCUUGGGCAUCAGCACUGUAACUAACGCCGGUUCCCUGUGUGGGCAUCUCAGUUUCGCAAUCCUCACGGCCGCUUACCUGGAAACGGACGUCCUGACGCUAAGGGUCCUAGUGCUAAGCGGUUCCACCCUGAACAUCAUGUUCAACAUGUUUCGGGUUGUGGGGCCCCCAGUGUGGAUCCCCAUCAAGUGGAACGUCGGCUUCCUGGCGCUUAACGCCGCGAUGGUGUGGCUGCUGAUGAACGAGAGAGAAGAAGCAGAGGAACUCGGGAAGGACCCCGAACAGGCGAGGAUCUUCCGAGAGAUUUUCAUGCCGACCCAGCUAAGCCCCGUGCAUUUCUUGCGACUCAUGGACGUCGCGGAGCGCCGUGUGAUGCUCAAGGGUAACGAUCUCAACCAGGAGGGCAGGCCGCACGAGGAAGUGUUCCUCAUCGUCGAGGGCACCGCCGAGGUCAAGUCGGAAGGUGUGGUGGUGUGUCACCUCGCGUCGGGGGGGUUCGUCGGGUCCAUGGCCUUCAACCGAUUCAUCAAGACGCCAUCUCCGACUUCUACCAAGAAGGCCGGAGAAGGUGGCUCCUCAUACAGAGAAGGAGGCAUCUUCACGCAGGCGUGGGAGGUGUUUCUGUACCAGCUGCGAAAGCAAGGCUCUAUCGUGGGAGAGGUGGGCCAGACCUUCGUGGGGGACAACACCAGCAGACGGCAGGACAAGUCAGGGAUGGAGCGCUCAAGCAACACUAUCACAGCUACCUCUGACGUUGUAGCCUACGUUUGGGACAUGCACGUCCUCCGGGAGUUCGUCAAACGCCGGCCCAUGAUAGGCGCGUCUCUCCAAAAGGCCAUAUCGGUUGACCUUGCGAACAAGGUCAAUCAGUCUCGGGAUCACAAGGAGCAUUACCGACAAUUGCUCGCCGAGGCCUUGGACGGAGGGCGGGUUACCUCCACUGAGAGGAGGAACUUGCAGAGGUACCGCGGGGGGCACCGCAUUUCGGUUGCGGAGCACAGAGAGCGACUGAAGGAGCACGGCUGGACUGAGGAAGAUUUCGAAGCGGGUUUCCAGGAACUCGCUGCCCCGAAGGACAUGUCGAAGGAGAACUUCCUCAAGUACGAGGCCUUGCUCAAGAGCGAGCUUGACACGGGAGAGGUCAAGCCGGAGGCGCGGUCGAACCUGCGAAAAUUCCGCUCUCAGGCCGGCAUCGACGCUCAGGAGCACCUAUUGGCCAUCGAGAAGCAGGGCUGGACAGCAGACGAGUACGAAAUCGGCGGGAGGGCCUGGGCAGCCGAGAAGUACAAGGCCGGGGGUACGAGCACGCCCGCCGACAACUACUUGGAAGAAUCCUCUGACAACGGCAACGGCAACGAGCGCACGGCGCAAGAAUUUGGCUUCGAGCCGGCCGGAAGCACGGAGAAGGAGCGCUACCGCUUCUUGCUCGUGGAGGCUCUCGGGGGUGGCAUGGUUGAGCCGGGAAAGAAGCGAGAGCUGAAAAGAUACCGCGAGCUGCACACGAUCUCUGCGAAGGAGCACAAGGAACUGCUGGCUGAACACGGGUGGAACGAGGAGGAGUUCGAGGCGGGUUUCCACAAGGAGUUGGCCUCCACGUUCUUCCAGCAAUACGUGGCCUUGGUACAGCGCGAGCUUCAAAAGGGAGAGGUGAAACCGAAGGCCAAGUCGAACCUUCGAAACUUCCGCACGAGCCUGAACAUCGAUGCCCAGGAUCAUCUCCUCGCCGUCGAGAAGCAGGGCUGGACGGCGGACGAGUACGAGGCUGGGGUGAAGAUGACGAGCAAGGACGGCGACGCCAAAAACCAGAGCCAAAUCGGCGGCGCUCUCAUACGAGCUGAGACCGUAGGCCCGAAUGCGGAGGUUGAAGACCUACAGCUCGGCAGAUACUAG